AUGCUUCCUGGCUGAUGUUUUGGUCACUUUUGAAUGCUGGCGGUGCUCUUCCUCCUAGGUUUUGGCGUUGCCUUUUCAUUGGGACAGAAUGACACGGGGCCUCUUGUUUUGGAGGGAAAGUGUCUGGUGGUUUGUGAUGCGAACCCGUCUGCAGAGGGAGCGUUCACCUCUUCCUUCGGGAUAUCUGUCCGGGCAGGCGAUGCUAAAGUGGCUUUCUCUGCACUCAGGGGAACCAACCACGAACCUUCUGAUAUGAGCAAUAAGUCUCUGACCAUCUACUUUGAUCAGUUACUAGUAAACAUUGGCAACCAUUUUGAUCUGCAAGCAAGUGUAUUUCAAGCACCAAGAAGAGGCAUUUACAGUUUCAGCUUCCAUGUGGUGAAGGUUUACAACCGGCAGACUAUACAGGUGAACUUGAUGCACAACGAAUACCCUAUCAUAUCAGCUUUCGCCGGGGACCAGGAUGUCACUCGAGAGGCUGCGAGCAAUUCAGUUCUUCUGCACCUGGAACGGGGGGACAAACUCUACUUGAAGCUUGAGCGGGGAAAUCUAAUGGGUGGAUGGAGGUACUCAACGUUUUCUGGAUUCUUGGUUUUUCCACUCUAA
Molecule: messenger RNA, 606 nt
Organism: Salvelinus namaycush (lake trout)
Lineage: Eukaryota; Metazoa; Chordata; Actinopteri; Salmoniformes; Salmonidae
Product: cerebellin-2-like
Exons: 4
Molecular function (GO): protein binding
Source: RefSeq, a predicted model, not a curated record